Scophthalmus maximus (turbot) is the source of this 5895-nucleotide messenger RNA. It is a transcript of the gene mertka, whose product is annotated as c-mer proto-oncogene tyrosine kinase a. Gene Ontology annotation, molecular function: protein binding; ATP binding; transmembrane receptor protein tyrosine kinase activity. Gene Ontology annotation, cellular component: signaling receptor complex. NCBI's taxonomy places the organism in Eukaryota, Metazoa, Chordata, Actinopteri, Pleuronectiformes, Scophthalmidae. The transcript has 20 exons. The record is from RefSeq and is a predicted model, not a curated record. Gene Ontology annotation, biological process: cell surface receptor protein tyrosine kinase signaling pathway; positive regulation of kinase activity; cell migration. The coding region runs from base 2657 to 5575 and encodes 972 amino acids.
AAACCAGGUAGAGAGUUGCUGAUUUUAUAUAUUUUACGAUCAAUCUUUUAACGCUUGAAGAGAUAAAUAGAUAAAGCACACAUCGAUAUUAUCUCUCUCUCAAAUACCAGCGUUUCCUUCCUCGUUGUAGCCUUUUGACCAGUUUCAUGUAGUUUACUUAACUCCCGUUCUCGAUCUCUGUCAAUGGUCAGUGUGACCUCUGGUUUAUGAUCUCUGCCUUUUUUUGUUGCUUUGUCGCCACCCAGUGGUGGAAGGACGACACGACAAUACACAGAUUCAAGAUUCAAGUUUUAAGAACUUUAUUAUCGAGGUGCAGACACAACGAAAUUACGUGUCAUCCUCAAAUCAAAUUGUGCCUGCUAAAUAUUUACAAAAGAAAACACACCGAAUAUGAAUAUGAGCAACCAUAUAAAAUCAAAUCAAAUACAGUUCAAACACAAAGUCAAGGUAACUAAAGUCAAGAAAACUACGGUGCACAGAGCCAGGAUAAAUAAUAUGAAUAUUGUGGUAUUAUCGAUGGUCUACCAGCAUGAAAUGUGUUAUAAAAUUGUGUGUGUGUCAAGGCUAUGUAAUUUUGCUUGUCCUUAUCAGCAACAUAACUUGCGCCAAAAGACAUACGGCUAUGAGAGGCGUUUGAAUUUAUGUCACACUGUCCUCCUGAGGCACCCAGUCACUGUCUUAGCUUUUUAUGUGUACGUCAGUGAAAAGUAUUUUUUGUAAUUAGCCCUGAAUACAGAGCACUUACACACAAUCAAAAGGGAAAGGGUGGCACUGAAAACACACCCGAUCACAAUGACUUUAUUCAAAUUUAAAUCUCAAGCUGACAACAGAGAAGAACAUUACAUUACAUUUAAAACUAAGGAUUUAUGUACCUUGAGUGGCUGAAUGGUCCCUGACGUCACAAGCAGAUGAUUUCCCGGACAUGCAGAGGAGUCUGGGGCAUUAGUCAAGAUUUGGAGAAAUCGCUUACUUUCAGAGUAUUAGAGCAAUAUUGAAGAAGAAAUAAUUGUCAAGAGUAAGGUUGUAGUUUAUUGAGAAAUAAAGUCAUAAUAUUAAAAGAUAUACUAUAUAAAAUAUGUCAUAACAUAUUAUAGAACAUAUUAUUUAACAUGUUGCACAAUGAGGAGAAGAGAGAGGAAAGACAUGAAGAAGAGAGAGAAGGAGGAAAAGAUGGAGAAGAGGAAGAAGUAAACCCUGUUUUCAUUUCACCCCCAAACCUAGACCAACUUCUUCCCUUUAAGUUGUCGUGCAGACAUGUAUCCAUCCACCCUUCUUGAAAAAUAAAAAUAAUAAAAUAAAAUAAUUCACUCUUAUCCACAUGUCUGAGUCACAUUUCCCUUAUUUAACUGUCUGUAAACUGAAGAUGAUUCUUCAUUUCCAUCUUGAUGCACUAUGAAGUGUUAGUAGAUUGUGUAGGUUUUACUGCAGCUGAUACCUUUCAUACAUCAGAGAGAUACCACCCUCCAGUGGUCAAAGCUUAGAACUGCAUCAACGAGUUUGCACAGACCUUGGAGUGGUUUGAAUUUUCAAAAUAGAAAAAAAUGUGCUUGAAGAAAUAUAGAUUUUAUGGAAGUGUACAGACUUGACUCAGACAUUUGAUUAAGAUUACAGAUUUCAUCCAAGCUUGCACUUUUAUUCCAAGAAAUGGUCGGUAUACAAACUAAAUGAGGGAGUCUCAAAGCCUGAGGUCCCCAUGGCGCCACAAACAGUGGAAUCAAACCUCAUUUUACUCCACACCUGAAUUCACAAAUGUCAGAACUGAUAACAUCUGAUCUUGUCUUGUGCUUGACAUUUUUUUUUUCUGGAAUCAUGGAGACAUUUAGUCCAUAAAGCACAAAAAGGACACGAUCGGUGCAUGUAGGAGUGUCUCAAAUGUUUCUAUACUAAAAAUUACCAGCCCGUGUCAUACAUGAAUAUUACUAAUUUAUUCACCCUAAUGGAUCAAAAACCCUGAUACUUUCAUAUUACCCACAGAUCCUGACAUGUAGUGUGGAGAAGUGCAAAUACAUCUCAAAUAUGAAUCCAUUUUUCAACACUGUAUAUGAUUGGUUCCUAUAUAGUCCAUGCAAUGCUUCUUUCAAUGAUCAUGUUCCUACUCAACACAGGCAACCAAGAAACACUGAAGCAGAAUUCAAACUUGAUAUCAAGAUGUAGUGAUGCAAAAGCUUGUUGAAGUGUAGAUGGAAAACUUUCACUAUUUAUUUCGUCAGCAAAAAAAAUUCCAACCUUUUAUAAAAAUGUCCAUGUCAUUCUUGGACGACGUGUCAGAGGGAUGCAGCCCGUGGUGACAGUGUGAGGUCAACCUGAAGUGAACGUGGUGUGUGGAAACAGUAGAUUUCUUAAUAAUAUCAAAAUGGAAGAAAACGGCUCAUGUAUGACAUUUAAUUUAGUAUUUGUUAUUUCAUAUUCAGUCAUUUUGUUUUAUUUCUACAUUUCUUUGUAUAUUUCAGUGUAUAUUAAUGAAUGCCAGGCUGACUGACCACCUGGCUGAUGAAUUGAACGGACGUUCAUAUCUGAAGUGAGGGCUGGUUCGACUGCAGUCAAACGCUGACCGCGUGGUGGAGGAGUUGCACCAGAUACAUGAACUGCUCUGUGCCAGGCUUUUGCUGGGAUCCCGCCUCGACAACCCUCGACAGACACUCGACUCGAGUGGGGGAUGUUGGAUUCCGUCGGAGCUCGAUCAGAGUUUAUCAUCUGCGUGGAAGGGAACGACGCGGACGCGUCCAGCGCGCACAGCCCGGGUCAUGGCACAGAAGUCAACUCCAGGCUGGUUGGGAGUUCUCCUCUCUGCGACGACCAUCGCCAUUCUCGCGGGGAGUCCGCCCAGACCUCUAGGAGGCGGGUCCACCGACCAACCCAGACCUCGGAGCCCGUUGUGGUAGCGGGCCGUGUUUCCAGGGUUUAUCUGAGCCCCGAUCAGCUCCGACAGCUGCACUUCAAGCCAACCGUCGGCCUCAUCCAGCUCUCAGAGGGCCACGAGUCCAAGUUCAACUGCUCCAUCAACAUCCCAGACGCCAGGGCGGAGCCCACCAUCAUCUGGCUGAGGAACGGCCAGGACCUGGCAGCAAAUGUUCAGGUGGUGAUCAACGAGCUCCACACCUUCACGGACGGGGUCACGACUCUCCUCUCCACUGUCAGCAUUAGCUAUGUGCAGAGAGCGGAUGCAGGGGAGUAUCGCUGCAGACUGAGUAUCGGCACCACGAUGGUGGAGUCUCAGCCAAUCGUCGUCGCCGUGAAUGGUCUACCAUCGUUUAUCCAUCAGCCUGAGGACAGGAACGUAACAAGAGGCACGCCGUUCACGCUGUCAUGUGAGGCUGUGGGACCCCCGGACCCUGUUCAAAUCCGCUGGCUCCGUGAUGGAUUACCUGAUAGUGACUUUCAUAACUCUCCCAGCAGCUACUCUGUGUCAGGUGUGGACAAGUACACUCAGUUCAGCUGUGAAGCCUACAACGCGAAGGGUGUCACCACCUCCAGAGAAGCAAAUAUCAACAUCAAAGUGCUCCCCAGUCCCGUGUCUAACGUUACUGUGAUGGAGAGCCAGUCCAACAAGUUGAUGUUGAGCUGGAGCCCUGGUCACGAUGGCUUCUCUCCACUCACCAAGUGCCACAUCAGGGUUAAAGAGGUGAGUCGGCGGAAAGGGGAGGUGAUGACGACCAGGUUCAUCAACGUCACAGUGCCGCCCUUCCAGUGUGAGCUCCCCGGGCUCCAGGCCAUGACGCCGUACAACAUGAGCAUGUCCUGCAGCAAUGAGGUGGGGGCCUCUCCGGUCACCAUGUGGAUCCAGAGCAACACGACAGAGGGAGUGCCAUCAGUUUAUCCCCGAAACGUCACCGUACAGCUGAACGAGUCGUGGCUGGUGAUCAGGUGGAAGCCUCCGCCAGAUGAUAAGAUAAAUGGCGUCCUGCGUGGUUACGAUGUUAUUGUCAGACACGGCACACAAGAGAAAAGGAUCCACAGUUACAACACCAUGGCCUUUAUACCUGUGCAGGAAUUCAACACAACCUACAGUGUGGAGGUGGCUGCGUGCACUCAGGCAGGGAGUGGCAUGGUCAGUCCACGAGUCUGGCUGUUUGUGCCCGAAGACAAAUUAGUCGUGUCCCCAUCGUCCAGCCCGGACACAGGGGUCCCGGACUCUGUCUACGUCGUGCUGGGCGUGGUGUGUGGCUUCUGUCUCCUGCUGAUCAUCCUCUGGGGGGGGAUCUGUGUACACAACAGGACUUCUGACUCUUGGUUCGGGCAGGUGUUUGGUGGUGGAGAAAAGCCGCAGCCUGUCGUUCAGUACACACCCCAGAGAUCCUACAACCGAUCGGCCAUAGGAGUCACACUUGGGAACCUUGGUGUUAGUGAUGAACUCCAGGCCAAACUUCAGGACGUGAUGGUCAUGAGAAUCUUGCUCUCGAUAGGGAAGGUCCUUGGUGAAGGCGAAUUUGGCUCCGUGGUCGAGGGACACUUAAGACAACCAGAUGGAACAUCAGAAAAAGUUGCUGUGAAGACGAUGAAAUUGGAUAGCUUCUCUCAAAAGGAAAUUGAAGAGUUCCUGAAUGAGGCGGCCUGUAUGAAAGAUUUCAACCAUCCGAACGUCAUCAGACUGCUCGGUGUAUGCUUGGAUGUUGGCCCAGGACAAUUUACCAAGCCCAUGGUCAUUCUGCCAUUCAUGAAAUAUGGCGAUCUGCACAGUUUCCUGCUGCGCUCACGACUGGGAGAGAGUCCAAUGUUCUUGCCCACUCAGACACUCCUGAAGUUCAUGAUUGACAUUGCUUUGGGUAUGGAGUAUCUCAGCGGGCGCAACUUUCUACAUCGAGACCUGGCGGCUCGCAACUGCAUGCUGCGUGAUGACAUGACAGUGUGUGUAGCGGACUUUGGGUUAUCUAAGAAGAUUUACAGUGGAGAUUAUUACAGGCAAGGCAGAAUAGCUAAAAUGCCUGUCAAAUGGAUCGCAGUAGAGAGUCUGGCAGACAGAGUUUUUACUGUGAAAAGUGAUGUGUGGGCAUUUGGCAUCACCAUGUGGGAGAUCGCUACACGAGGCAUGACUCCCUACCCUGGCAUCCCAAACCAUGAGAUUUAUGACUACCUUGUUGAAGGACACAGACUGAAACAACCUGCAGAGUGUUUGGAUGAGCUGUUUGAGAUCAUGUACAGCUGCUGGAGGGCCGAUCCACUGGACCGACCUUUCUUUCUCCAACUGCGAGAGAUGUUGGAAAAGAUCACGGAAAAGCUCCCAGAGUCUUUCAGCAGGGACGAUAUCAUCUAUAUUAACACCAGCUUUCCUGAAGAGGACCCCGAUGGGGAAACACUUCCUGCGGAACACCCUGUGUUCAGCUCCUCCCCUUCCUGCAGCCACCAGGCAGCAGACAAUGCAGUGGUUACCGUGGACAUUCACGGGAGCCUGCAGGACGAGGACGAUGAGGGCGAUGAUCGCUAUGUGGUGGUGAUCUCCUCUGAUCCUUCCCUGAGAUCUCCUGCAGCGGACACUCCCCUUUUGUCGAGUGAUGCUUUGAGUCGAGCAAAUGGAGACAUGGUCACUGAUGUGACGGGGUUGGACCACAGCUCAAGUGACACGUCUUUCCUGUUGUAAGGAUCGGUACCCAGCAGAUUUAAACUGUAAUAAAACUGUCACCUAGAUGCAUCAGUACUAAACAUGCUGCCUCGAUACACUGGGAGCAACUUGACGUUUCCAGGUGUGGACUUUCUAUGGUGUUGUUAUUGAAGCAGCUUAUGCUUUACAUGGACAGCCUGCGCGUCAGUGUGAAGAAUGUUGUCUAUGUGUUCACGCACAUGUUCUGAUAAGCUUGAAAUACACUGAACUGUGAAAUAGUUUACUGUAUUGUAUUGUGUUGCAAUGUAAAUACAGAAAUGAACAGAGCAUUUAUAAAGUGAUACUAUGAAAAUAUAAAA